GAAGCAUACGCAGCCGGUUUGUUUUUGUGUCGAUUCUUGCAACAAAAACUGAUAAAUCCAUUUAUUUACCCGGUAAAUGUGAGCUAAGACACCUGUAAUCAUGGCUCACUUAACCGGCACCCGCGUCAGCACGUUUAAUGAGAGUUUUCUCAACGAAAAUGAGCACGAUUCCAAUGCGGUGCUUAUGGAAUUGGACAAGGGAUUGCGGAGCGCCAAGCAAGGAAUCCAAUGCGAGGCUAUUGUCCGUUUCCCUCGGCUCUUCGAAAAGUAUCCCUUUCCGAUCCUCAUAAACUCGUCCUUUAUAAAACUGGCCGAGUUCUUCGUCAGCGGAUCGAAUCUCCUGCGAUUUUGGGUGCUUCGCGUUUGCCAGCAGAGCGAAAAUCAUCUGGACAAGAUUCUCAAUAUCGACAACUUUGUGCGUCGCAUCUUUAUGGUGAUGCACUCCAACGAUCCGGUGGCUCGAGCCCUGCUCUUACGCACUUUGGGCGCCGUCUCCCGGGUGAUCCCCGAAAAGCAACAGGUGCACCAUGCCAUUCGGCGUGCUUUGGAUAGCCAUGACACCGUGGAGGUGGAGGCGGCCAUCUACGCCAGCAGCUGUUUUGCCGCCCAGUCCAGUUCGUUUGCCAUCAGCAUGUGUGCCAAGAUCUCGGACAUGAUUGAAUCGCUGCAGGUGCCUGUGCCGAUGAAGCUGCUCCUCAUUCCCGUCCUGCGGCACAUGCAUCACGAGGCCACCACAGCGGCGCUGGUCAGCAGGCUGUGCAUGGAUCUGCUACCCAAGUAUCCGGCACAGAGUUUCGUGGUGGCCAUCAUAGACACCCUAACACAGUUAUCUUCCCGCACAUUGGUGGGAGUACCUGGUCAACUGGAUGUUCUGCUGGAUUUCAUGCAGGACUUAAGGACACCGGUGCGCAUUCAAGUCCUGCGCUCUUUUAACGAACUUGCCGGUCGGCAGAGUGUCCAUGCCUGGCCCAAACCGGCUAUUGGAGCGCUCAUUGGCCGAUUUGAGUCUUGUACGAACUCCCAGGAGCAGUUCCUCUUCCUCUCCAUUCUGCUGAAGCUAAGCGAGUGCCCACUCACCUGCCAGCAGCUGCUUCGUGAGCAUCGCGAGGCCUUGCUUCGCCUGUGCAUCCAGUGCAUCAGCAAAUUGGAUGACUACACCACUGCCACUCAAGCUAUGGCUGUGCUCUCUGUCCUCGUGGCGUUCGGUCUGAAGAAGAAAACCAGCGGCGAGCAGGUGGGGGAUAUUCUGCACAUGGUUAACCUUCACAUGGAAGGACUGCUUCUCUGCACCGCCAAAAGAGCAGAGUGCACCCGGGAUUUGCGUAGGGUGUUAACCUACGGCAUAAGGAUUACCCAAGCUAACGCCGAAUUUGGAACCUCCUUUAUCGAAAUCGUAACCAAUACCCUGGGCGAUAAGAUGGCCUACCCUCCGGCAAAUGCGGAGCUCAUGUGCGAGGCGCUAGUCGGUCUCUGUGAGCACUUUCAGCUGCGCAAGUAUGCCUUUUCCACGGCAGAAGAUUUGAUAGGAGAUGACAAUGCCAUGGACACCGAUGAACCGCCCCCUGUGAAGGUAAAUCCCAUGCUGGCUCGUUUGCCUCUCAUCUUGCACAAACUAAACACCAUCAUCGACCAGGAGAACUGCGAUCAGCAAUUGAGAACAGUGGAAAUCCUCAGUGCUUUGGUACUUCAGACCACAAUGGGCUGUUAUCUGCCCCAAAAGGUGGUGCAGUGCUUUGAGAAGUGCCUUGGCAGGCUCAACUGCUGGACAUUGUACAGAAUAGCACGCACGGCGAGUCGCUAUGGUCACCACUAUGUGGCUGCUCACAUUUACACGCAAGUUUCGCAGAUUGUGAUCAGCGAUCAUAUGCAUUAUUUUCUGGUCGCCUUGUCGCAGAUCUCGCAGGCAGAAUGCAUCCUCAACUAUGGCUUGGAGUACGCCUACAUGCGGGAUAAUUAUGCACCAAAGGCAGCGCCGGAACCUUUGUUGCCGCUCAUGAAACGUUUGGAGAUGGCCAGUAAUCUUUACCAGCAGGCACUGGCCAGCUUAAGAGCUUGUUCAUCGCCCCAGCACCCAUGCACAUUUCAGUUGGAGUAUCUUAAGAUUAGGGCACAGUUUCUGCAGACUCUCCACCUCGCAGUGACCGUAAAGAAUGCCCAGGUUAUUGUGCCUCCUCCUGCGAUUGCUGGAAGUCUGGCUCAGAACUCUCGGGAUUACUUACAGAAGUUUGGUCAUGUUACGAAUCAGUUGCGCAAACUGGUCAAGGCUUUAAAAGCCUGCGAGGAAACUUACGCCAGACUCUACAAGUCGUCCUUUGAUGCGGAUCAUGUGACGUUGGAGUUCCUCGAAGUGGCUGAAUUUCAAUGUGCAUUGUUUGCUCACAUCAUUGAAUCCAUUUGCUAUGCCACGCCACCGGAACCUCCCGUUUUCCUGACCACUGGAGAUCAUCCGGAAACGCGCUACUUUGCGGCUAGUUGUCAGCGCAUGGAACAGAUGCAGAAGAACCUUCCCCAGGAGCCAUCUAAUGCCAAGACCAUUAGCAAUCGGCAUUUGGAUGUCAUUAUUGCACAGAUAGAGAUCAUAACGAAGACGCCGCUUUGCCUGCCGCGCUACUUCUUCCAGAUCCUGCAGUCCACGCAGAUCAAGCUGUCGGUCAGUCCGCAGCCAAGGAGCGCCACCGAACCCGUGAAUGUCCAGUCGGGCAGCAACCUGGUGAUCAAGGUGGAGGGUGUACUGCAGCAUUUUAGCAAGCAGCAGAAGCAUUUCCGCCGCGUGGAGUCCGUGCAGUUGAGCCUCACCUCGCAGUUGAUUACGCCGCCACCCCGAUCCUCGCAAGAGUUGCCAAAACAGGGAACCAAUGACACGGUGACCCUAAACCAGAUUGUGAAACCGCAGCGCGAUUUCCUUUCCGGCAGCUUCUUGCUGCCCAUCUCCAGUGGCGGGCACUUCCAGGUGACGCUGGAAACAUUUGUGGUGGAUGAGAACGGGAUCACCUGGUGCACGGGACCCAAGUCGUCAAUGGUGGUGAGGGUGCUGGAGGAUCCCACCAAACAGGGAGCACCAGCGCCCAGCACUUCCCAAGCGGUGGGGCAAACCAGGAGGUUUUAAACCAUUAAUACAUAGUUUUUAGAAUGAAAUAUAUGUUUAAUUAAAGAAGACAAUUUUAAGAUGA
This is a messenger RNA of Drosophila ficusphila, 3170 nucleotides long. It is a transcript of the gene INTS7, whose product is annotated as integrator complex subunit 7. Bases 101 to 3106 code for a protein of 1001 amino acids. Gene Ontology annotation, cellular component: integrator complex. NCBI's taxonomy places the organism in Eukaryota, Metazoa, Arthropoda, Insecta, Diptera, Drosophilidae. The record is from RefSeq and is a predicted model, not a curated record. The transcript has 2 exons. Gene Ontology annotation, biological process: snRNA 3'-end processing.